This is a messenger RNA of Cuscuta europaea, 1163 nucleotides long. The record is from the annotation of a GenBank genome assembly. NCBI's taxonomy places the organism in Eukaryota, Viridiplantae, Streptophyta, Magnoliopsida, Solanales, Convolvulaceae.
GUUGUCUUCUACCAUCUUUUGGUAGACAAUAUACUACAUGAAUUGUGAGUACGAAGUAUAUAUAUCGAUCUCCAUAGCUACCAAGCCUCUUCCCUAUAAAUUGGAAUCUACCUUAGCUAAUAACAUCUCCUCAAAUAAAUAAACCACAAAUUCAAAACAUGAUGACGACUCUUAACCUUCAUCCUAUCCAAUCUCUUUUCUUCUUCUUGUCCUUUCUUCCCUUAAUCGCCUAUUCGUUAAGACACUUCCCUUCACAGCCAGUAUUGGGCAGCGACGGGAAGGAGCUCAAGCUCGGGCAGCCGUAUUACGUCUUCUCCACCCUCGUCCCCAAGGCACAUGGGCUAUGCCUCGUGGACAACGCCGACUGCCCGGAUGAUGUCAUCGAGUGCCCCUCCUUCUACACUAACCUCAUUGGUCUGCCCAUCACCAUCUCUCCCCUCAGCCCGAGCGAGGACACCAUCGUCCGCGAGGAUACUCCGUACCACAUUAGCUUCCCCUCGGCCGUGAGCCGAAACUGCAGCGAUGAAAACCUCUGGUACAUAAAAGAAGACGAGAUCCCAAACAAGGAAUUCGUGGCAAUAGGCCCCGAGAGUCAAGCGGAGGAAUUUAAGAUCCAGAAAGUUUUGGGCGGGUACAAGAUCUCAUACUGUGUGCUGAUUCCGAUUCCACCCACGCCCGUUUGUUACGGAAUCGGGUUGAUACCGCAGAAUGGGUAUAACCGUUUGGGUAUCGGGCUGGGUGUCAAUCUGACCCAGUUUUACUUUACUAAUAAUGUUACACACCACCAUCACCAGGCUCCAGCCGUUACCGAAGCGGUCAACAACAAGCUACCCAGUAAUCAUCAAGAUAGCUAGCUGAUUAAGCUACAAUUAAUUAAUAACAUAUAAAUAAUAUAUACGUAGUACGGAGUAUUAUAUAUACGUUGAGUUAAUUGUCAAAUUUGUGGCGUGUUUAUUUGAAGGUUGCUUUUUGGAUUUUAAACAUGCAAUAAUAAUUUGUUUAAUUUAUAUUGUUCACCCUUCGCUUUGUACUACUAAACAUGCAUUGUAUCAGUUGGUUUUGUUAUGUUUUUUUUUUGUUUUGGCUUUUGGAACCUUUAUAAUGUAACGACGUACCAUCAUUCACAUUUAAUUUUAUAAAUUUAAAAAAUAGACGACUUCUUA